UAAAUAUGACCAAUUCAUCUUCUUCUUCUUCACAAACUUUCUUCUCCAGCAAAAAUUUAUUCAGUACCGAGUCAAAAUUAGGGUUUGAAAUUUGCUGCUUCUGAUCAGUGAGUGAAGAAAGUUUGAAGCUUUGAGUAACUUUAACAAUGGAGGUAUUUGGAAAAUCUCAUGUGGUUGGCUCUGCUAAUGUUAUUUACUUGUCUGCUUUAUUGGGUCGCGAUGGACCCAAUCCGUGUCACAAAUGUGAUUGGAAAUGCGAGAAUGAGAAUGUUUGUGGGAAUAUGUACCGUUGCAAAUUAACUGGGUUGACUCAUUUUUGUGACAAGAACUGCAACCAAAGGAUUUUGUAUGAUAACCAUAACUCUUUGUGCCGAGCUAGUGGUCGGAUUUUCCCGCUUUCUUCGGCUGAAGAGCAGGCGGUUAAAGGAGUUCGGAGGAAGCUUGAUGAUGAGAGUCAACAACCCUCUGAAAGUUGUGUUAAGCGUCGUCGACGUGAUGCUCAGUUUCAUUCUUCUCCUUUCGAGAGGUCUUUUGCUGCUGUGAGCCCAAUUUGCAGCCAAGCUGGAGAUGGAAUGGAGAUGAACUAGAUCUUUGUUGAUCUUUUCUAUCUCUGAGAGGCUUUUCCUUUAUCUCACCUAGAAUAACUUCCUUUCCCUUUUCAUUUUGGACAACUAUGCAAUAAGAGACAUUAUUCCAUGUGCUCUUCCAGAGAGACUAGGCUUAGCUCUCUGUCUGAAGAAGCACUUUAUCUUAGUAUUGUUGAACUCUAUGUAGUAUUUAACGUAGGAGAGACUUUAUAAUUCUGCUACUACUCUGUUCUGGACGUUCUUGUUUUCAUAUUAUUAGGUGAAGUAGAAUAACACGCUUGUUUCAGCUUUCUUUCUAGUGCUUCUCCUCGCGCACCUUUAAGUUUGUUUAUCUUUGUAUCUUGUUUUGCUUGCUUCGACUGGUACAAGAUACCAUUGGUUAUUCCUGUCAGUUUAUUGCGACAGGUUUUUGUCACAUUGCUGAAAAUUGCAGUGUAGGUUUCCACCAGGUUCUUGAAGAAAAAAUUCUUUCUGGUUUGUCAUCCUGUAGAAUAUUCCCCUUCAUCUUCUCAAUGGAGACAUUAUUGUAAACUAUAUUUUGUGAAGAUCAAUUUCCUUCCUUUCCUUGUUUAAUGAGCACUAGAAGUUCUGAAAAUGUUUUCUGUUUGUGCAGGUUUCAUAAUCUUGCCAUGCAAGAGAGUUUUAGUUACCAUUAUUCUCUGUAUAAUGAUUAGGCUGUUAUUUUUCUUAAUUCUCAGUGUUUGAGGAGUAAGUCUAACAAUUGGAAGCUUGAACUUUUCUCUAUAGGUAGGUCUAUGUUUGUGCCCAGCAGGCAACUACGCGCAAUUGGUAAACUGAUGAUCGAGACAGCAGAGGAAGGACAGUUGUCGAAAGAAAUGAUACCCAACAUGGUCCAAUAAAUGUAACUGCGUGAAAGAAAGGAAAUAUAAAGUUGGUACUAUUCUUACAGGGAUUACAGAGAAUUUUGCCCAAAAAGGUGUGGUGGUUGUCGACUCGUCCCCUGCUAUAUUAUAAGGUUAGAGAAUGAACCGAGCUGCCAAAUCUCGAAUCCACCAAGUCAGAAUUAAAACAGCAAGGUGUGGCAGUGGCUCCCCAAGGUCAGCAUCAAGAUCCAAACCUAGUACCUUGAGAAUCUUUAUGGUGAAUCAUCAUCAUCAAUCUUAUCCAUGAAUCUACAGAGUCCUCCUUCCACAUUCAACGCUCUUUUUCGUUUGUUUUUAUAGUAACCACUUAGGAGAUCUACUGAUACAAUAUAGAUCUCUAUGGUUGAUAUAUGCAAAUAAUUCAAAUUUCUAUUUGAGCCU
Molecule: messenger RNA, 1852 nt
Organism: Arabidopsis lyrata subsp. lyrata
Lineage: Eukaryota; Viridiplantae; Streptophyta; Magnoliopsida; Brassicales; Brassicaceae
Exons: 4
Coding region: 147-587 (146 amino acids)
Source: RefSeq, a predicted model, not a curated record